AUGGCUCCUCUACCAGGUGAGACGGCCAUCUCGGCAAAGCGAGCUGAGCUCGCUGGUAAGACUGGUAUCUGGGGAUUGCUCAGCAAUAAGAAGACCUCGUUGAUUGGACUUUUUGCUUCGCUUGGUGGUCUUGUGUAUGGAUACAAUCAGGGAAUGUUCGCCCAGGUCUUGACAAUGAAGUCGUUCCAGGAUGCCACAAAUGGAUAUGCCGCCACAACGAGUAUUCAACAGGGAAUGUUGACGUCGGUUCUUGAGCUGGGUGCUUGGGUCGGAACGCUCAUCAACGGAUACCUCGCUGAUAGACUUGGUCGACGUGUGACGGUUUUGGUUGCUGUGGUUGUUUUCUGUGUUGGUGUGAUUGUUCAAGCUUGCACUCAGAAUAAGGACUAUGUCUUCGGGGGUCGAUUUGUUACUGGUCUCGGUGUCGGUAGUUUGAGUAUGGUUGUUCCGCUGUACAAUGCUGAGUUGGCACCACCUGAGAUUCGUGGAUCUCUUGUCGCGGUUCAGCAAUUGGCAAUUACGUUUGGUAUCAUGGUCUCAUUUUGGAUCGGUUAUGGAACCAACUAUAUUGGUGGAACAGGGGAUGGGCAGUCAAAGGCAUCCUGGCUUAUUCCCAUCUGCAUUCAAAUCCUGCCCGCCGUCGUCCUCGCAGCGGGUAUGAUGCUGUUCAUGCCGCAAUCUCCACGUCACCUUAUGAACACUGGCCGGGAAGAGGAGUGCUUACAGACUCUGGCCCGCCUGCGAGGAGCCGGCACCGAUGACCUCUUGGUCCGGAUUGAGUUCUUGGAAAUUAAGAGUUUGCAUUUGUUCGAGGUUGAGACCGCUGCUGAGAAGUAUCCACACUUGCAGGAUGGAUCAUUCAGCAGUAACUUUAAGAUGGGCUUGAAUGACUACAUCUCGCUGGUCACUAACAAGUCUCUCUUUAAGAGAACGGCUACUGCAUGCAUGAUCAUGGUUUUCCAGCAAUGGAAUGGAAUUAACGCUAUCAACUACUAUGCAGUAAAUACUAGUCCUUAUAUUUUCCAAGAGAUGCAACUUCCCGGAAAUACCACAACGCUUCUCGCUACCGGUGUGGUCGGUAUUGUCGAGUUCCUCUUCACUAUCCCUGCGGUGCUGUGGGUUGAUCAGAUUGGUCGAAAGAAGAUCUUGAUUUCUGGCGCAGCUGGCAUGGCCAUUUGCCAUUUCAUCGUCGCUGGUAUCAUUGGUUCUUAUCAGCACUCAUUCGGAGAGCACCGCGCUGCUGGUUGGGCAGCCAUUGUAUUUGUGUGGAUCUUUGUGAUCAACUUCGCCUAUUCUUGGGGUCCGGUCGCAUGGAUUGUCACAUCCGAGGUUUUCCCAUUGAGCAUGCGAGCUAAGGGUGUCAGUAUUGGUGGUAGCAGCAACUGGCUGAACAAUUUUGCGGUCGCUACUGCUACAUCUCCCUUCGUCAGCGCCUCCACCUUGGGCACAUUUAUCUUCUUCGGGUGUGUGACCACGGUCGGUAUCGCCUAUGUGUGGUUCUUUGUUCCUGAGACUAUGGGCCGAACUCUGGAGGAGAUGGAUGAGAUUUUCGGAUCGACUGGUCUCGCAGCCUCUGAUGCUGAGCGCAAGCAUCGUAUUGAGAGUGAAAUUGGUCUCCUUGCCCUUGUGGGCGUCGAGUCCGCCGACAUGGUGAAGGAGAAGGAGCUGGAUGCCUCCCAUGAUGAGAAGAUUGUAGAGAGUAGCGAAGCGCCGCUUGAGUCGCACACCGAGACUCACGCAGAAACAUUUGUCGAAAGCACCAGUCAGUAG
This is a messenger RNA of Penicillium malachiteum, 1770 nucleotides long. RefSeq names its product Major facilitator superfamily domain general substrate transporter. Gene Ontology annotation, molecular function: carbohydrate:proton symporter activity. Gene Ontology annotation, biological process: transmembrane transport; carbohydrate transport. The transcript is spliced from 9 exons. Bases 1 to 1770 code for a protein of 589 amino acids. Gene Ontology annotation, cellular component: membrane. NCBI's taxonomy places the organism in Eukaryota, Fungi, Ascomycota, Eurotiomycetes, Eurotiales, Aspergillaceae. The record is from RefSeq and is a predicted model, not a curated record.